AUGGAUUCAGGUCCCAACUUCAUUCCACGCUUACUUCUACUCUCCAUUCUCGUCGCGUCAAUUCCCCUAACAGCAUCUCAGACCGCCGCCGAUACGAAGCCACCACCGUCGCCGCCUUCUGAUUCCGAUCUAUGCAACGGCGUCUUCGUCUCCUACACUCACACGAAAGGAUCUAAGAUCCCGCCCAACGACUCCGCCAACCAGCCGUACCGGUUCGAAUCUGUGAUAACGGUGCUCAACAACGGCCGCGACGAGCUCAAAUCAUGGCGCGUCUUCGUCAAAUUCGCCCACCGCGAGAUCCUCGUGUCCGCCUCCAACGCCGUGCUCUCAGACGGCUCGAGCCUCCCAGCGAGCGUCGAAAACGGCACCGUAUUCGCCGGCUAUCCCUCCUCGGAUUUGAAGUCGGCUAUUCAGACGGCGGGUGACGUCACGCAGAUGCAAGCGCGCGUCGAGCUCGUCGGGACGCAGUUCGGCGUCGCGCCGCCGAAUGCGCCGCUCCCGAAGAACAUCACUCUCGCUACUGAUGGAUGGAAGUGUCCCAAAGCCACCGUAAAAGGUAAAAAUGUUCUGCAAGUGUGUUGCAAGCCGGAUCCAGACUUCAACAACACAGAGAUCAUUGACAACGAGUACCUUCCUCGACAAAACGGAGAUCUCACAAUCAUGUACGAUGUGAUAAGAUCGUACUCAUCGAACUACAUGGCGCAAGUGACCAUGGAGAAUCACAACCCGCUAGGCCGGCUUGAUAACUGGAAUUUAAGUUUCGACUGGAUGCGUGACGAGUUCAUCUACACCAUGAAAGGUGCUUACCCGAAUCUCGUCGACUCAUCGGACUGUAUCGACGGCCCUCAGGCGAAAUACUAUCAAGAACUUGAUUUCUCAAACGUGUUGACCUGUGCAAGACGACCAACCAUCAUAGACCUCCCUCUCACCAAAUACAACGAUUCCACGUUCGGUCUUAUCCCGUUUUGCUGCAGAGACGGAAUCAUCCUGCCGCGGUCUAUGGAUCCGAGCAAGUCCAUCUCAGCUUUCCAGAUGCAGGUUUACAAAAUGCCUCCGGAUCUUAACAUCUCUGCUCUCUCACCGCCUCAGAACUGGCGUAUCAACGGCACACUAAACCCUGACUACAAAUGCGGUCCUCCCGUUAGAGUCAGCGCCAGCCAGUUCACCGAUCCCAGCGGAUUACCUUCGAACCGGACGGCUUUCGCCAGCUGGCAAGUGGUCUGCAACAUCACUCAGCCGAAAGACGCGAGCCCUAGAUGCUGUGUGUCCUUCUCCGCCUACUUCAACGACUCCAUCAUCCCCUGCAAGACUUGCGCUUGCGGGUGUGACAACAAGAAAACACCUCGCACGUGCAGCACAACCACCCCGGCUCUGCUUCUACCGCAGCAAGCUCUUCUCGUUCCGUUUGAGAACCGAACCGGACUCACCAUGGCUUGGUCUUAUCUAAAACACCGCCCCGUGCCGAACCCAAUGCCUUGUGGGGACAACUGUGGAGUUAGCAUCAACUGGCACUUGGCUACAGACUACCGAGGCGGUUGGUCGGCACGUGUCACCGUCUUCAACUGGGGAGAGACAGACUUUGUGGAUUGGUUUACAGCGGUUCAGAUGAAAAACAACGCUGCGGCUGGUUUCGAGAAAGCCUACUCGUUCAACGCGUCUACACUUAGUAUCGAGGGAGAGAACAACAACACUAUCUUCAUGGAAGGUCUUCCUGGAUUGAACUAUCUCGUGGCGGAAAGAGACGGUGAGAAUCCGUUGAAGAACCCUCGGGUUCCGGGGAAGCAGCAGUCUGUAAUCUCCUUCACCAAGAAACUGACUCCUGGGAUCAGUGUCCGUAGCGGAGAUGGCUUCCCGAGCAAAGUGUUCUUCAACGGCGAGGAGUGUUCUCUUCCGUCUAUACUCCCAACGAGCAACAGCCACCACCACCGGAGACACGUCUCUGCUUUGUUCUUGGUGUUACCGGUUUUGGCUCUCUUGAUACUCCGGGUGUAG
This is a messenger RNA of Microthlaspi erraticum, 1992 nucleotides long. NCBI's taxonomy places the organism in Eukaryota, Viridiplantae, Streptophyta, Magnoliopsida, Brassicales, Brassicaceae. The record is from the annotation of a GenBank genome assembly.